Uloborus diversus is the source of this 1824-nucleotide messenger RNA. Its product is annotated as glutaminyl-peptide cyclotransferase-like. The record is from RefSeq and is a predicted model, not a curated record. Lineage: Eukaryota; Metazoa; Arthropoda; Arachnida; Araneae; Uloboridae. Gene Ontology annotation, molecular function: glutaminyl-peptide cyclotransferase activity; zinc ion binding.
CGACUUCAAUGAAAGCUCUGGAUUGGACUGUCGAAGAGGAUUCUUUCACGGACCGCACCCCCUACGGGAAGAAGCCUUUCAGCAACAUCGUUGCCACGCUCAAUCCCCACGCUUGCCGAUUCCUGACUGUCGCCUGCCACUAUGACUCCUUGCACAAUCGGGAGUUCACUUUCCUGGGUGCCAUCGAUUCCGCCGUCCCUUGCGCCAUGAUGAUCAACAUGGCCAGAGUGCUGGACACUGCUCUUAAAGAGCAAAAGAACAAAAACAAUGAACUGAGCUUGCAGUUUAUCUUCUUCGACGGAGAGGAGGCUUUCAAGAGGUGGGGUCCCAACGACUCCCUCUACGGUUCCAGGCACCUUGCCGCCAAGUGGGACAGGAUGAAACCCUUUCCCAGUGGCCUGAGCGACGGACGCCACUGUACUUCCAGGGAGUAUGCAUCGUACUUGGACAGAAUGGAUGUGAUGAUGCUGCUGGACUUGAUCGGAACUGCCAAUCCAAAGUUUUAUAGCUAUUUCCCUGACACAUUCGGGCUCUAUUCUCAUUUGGUAGAUGUGGAACAACGUCUGAACAGCUUGAAACUUGUGGAAGCUGCCCCACCGGAAAGUAUGACAUAUUACUUUGACAGAAGGUCCACAUUAGCAUUUGUAGAAGAUGAUCACGUUCCAUUUAUGAAAAGAGGUGUUCCAAUCCUUCAUCUGAUUCCGACCCCUUUCCCGCACGUGUGGCACAGAGAAAGUGACAAUUGGCAGAGCCUGCACCAACCCACCAUCGACAAUCUGAACAAAAUUUUGCGUGUUUUCGUCGCUCAGUAUCUGCACCUGGACAACCCUAACCUCGACAUCAUGAAAUAAAACAUUUUUAUUGUCUUUCAAUCAAAGCAGAUCUUGUUAAAAUUUUUUAAUACUCUUGGUGUGUCUGGGGUACAAACUUGAUUGGAACAUUUAAUAUUUUACCGAGAAAACUAUAUUUUUUUGUUGAUUAAAUUUUUAAAAAAGUGUACUACUUUUAUGUAUGAAAGUCUUCCAAAAUUUAAAUUCAUAGGUUAUAAUUGUAUAGAAUGUAAUUUAGUUUUUUUUACAAUUGUUAUGUUUAAAUAAUUUUUAUAAUACUCGAACAAUUUUGAACGUAUCAAAGUCUACAUGUAUGACUCUUAUCGAUUUCAAGUAGCUCUGUGAGUGUAUGUGAUAAAAAGGUAUUUACAGGAAUAGCAUUGAUAUCUUGAAAAAGGUGGUCUAAGAUUGCAUUCAUGGUAGAUGUAGUUGAAUGGAUUAUAGUUUUAAACUUUUCACGAUUGCUGAAAUAUGUAAUACAUAUUGAGCUGGCAAAAUUAGGUAUUGAAUUCUUCAAUGUCCAUAAAGUCUUAAAUUCUUCAUGCUGAAAUGUAGAAAAAGAAUUUUUCGUCGAUUUUGAUUUAUUCAACAUUUUAAAGUUGCUUGUAUAACCAUCUAGAACAAUCAAUACCCAAAGCUAUCAGUUAUUAUUAGGUAUGAAAUAUCUGCUCUGAAAAUAGGCGCCAUCUCAAGUUUCCACAUUGCUGUGAAAUACUUGAUGUGCUAAUCAAAAGGCAAAAUGGUCAAUUCUUGACCAAAUAUUUAUUUAUUUUUUCUCAAGAAAACACUAGUGGUGCCAACUUUUUAUUGUUAAAAAUCGCAUUUUUUAAAAACUUUUGAAAAUUCUAUGCAUUUUUUUAAAAAAAACUUUAGUACUUUUAUGAUAUAUAAUUUUUUUAAAAUGAAGUAUAAUUGAAUGAAAAUUAUUCUAAAGCUUUCAAAAUUUAUUAUUUUGUAUUUUACAAUAACUAUUGCUAAAAGAAAUUAAAUUGUA